AUGGGUAAAGGAACUUGUCGAAAGUCUCUCCGCAAGAUUGACUUAUAUGGGAAAUCAAUAACAUUUACUUACAAAGGAAUAGAUGCAUAUAAGACAGCUCUUGGUGGAUCAGUUUCAUUUAUUAUCAUGGCAUUUAUAACGGUAAUAGUACUGCUGAAAGUAAAUACUAUGAUUAAUAAGGAAAACAACUAAAUUAGAAAAUCGUCAAUAGUAAGAAUUAAUAACGAAAAUUAAGCAGUAGAAAAUUUGGGCGAUGAUGGUAUUUCUCUUGCAUUCAUGGUCUCUGACAACAAAGGAAAUCCCUAUAAAGAUAGCAGUUCAAUUGGAGAAUUCAAACUAUGGUAGUAGACAGUGAUAAUGAGUUAUGAUGAUAAAUUAGGAUCAACAGACAGGUAAUAUUCAAAGUAAGAGAUUCCAUUGAAUAAUUGCAAUUCAAAAAGUUUGACUUUUAAAAAUUUGAAUAAAAAGGAACUAAGCAAGCAUCCAGUAUCAAGCUUUAUUUGUCCUUAAUGGGAUAAUCUCACUCUAUAAGCUGAUUAAAAUGCUCCCUAGUACUAAUACUUAUAUUUGGAAUUCAUAAAAUGCACUAACCCUAAGAAAUGCCCCAACACUGAACUUCUAUAAGAUACUAUAGAUACCUCAUAUAUCCACUUCCUUGUUUUAAGUUCAUAUUUCGACGGCGAUGAUUUUGAAAGGCCUGUCAAACAAUUUAUGGACGAUCUGACUUAUCCAAUAAUGAAUGAUUAAAAUCUACAAGCCAUUAUUAACUACAAAAUAGUAGAGUUAGACUUGAACGAUAAUAUUUCAGGACUCUUCACAAUUUAUACUAAAAAAGAUAAGCUGUACCAACUUUCUUCAUCUACUCAAUUUAGCUAAUCAUUGAAAAAUACUAACAAUGCGAUAUUCACACUUAAAAUAUCUCUAGAUAAAUACGUUGACCAAUAUAAGAGAUAAGUUUACACAAUAGCAGCAGUUUUAUAAGAAGUUGGAGGAUUUAAAACUGCUCUUGUAUUCCUUGGUUUUAUAACAUUCAACUAAAUUCAAACAGCAAAAUUUUAUUUUUCAAUGGCUAGGAAUCUAUUUUAAAUCUAAGAGAAAGGCAUGCUAUUUGCACUUGGAGCAAUAAAGAGAAAAAGACUUGAUGGCACUGAAUUAAAAGAUUUUGUUUACAAAGAACUAGAUCAUGAUAAGAUAGAAAAUCCUGAGAUAUUUGAUCACGUAAUGGAUCAGAUAGAAAAAACCUAUUAGCUAAAGCAUCUCAGAGAGCUUUCUCACUAAAUUUUAGCAUAGAAGGGUAAAGAUAAAUUUACUCAGGAAUUUGAUGUUGUAAAUGUUGUACGUAGACUUAGACUUGUAGAUAAAAUGGUAAAACUGUUGUUUUCAUUGCCGCAGUAAAUCCUUCUAUACAAUUAAAAAAAAGAUGUAAUUCUGCUGCAAGAUUCUGAUGAUGAUGAGCUAAUUGAUCACUCUAUUCCUUAAAAUUCAUAAUAAAGACAAAAACUUAUUGAAAAAUAUAAAGGCAAUUUGUAGACUAAAAAUUAAAUAAAAAUUGAUUUGCUAAGAUUGGAUUCCCGUAGAUAGUAAAUCGAAGAGGCCUUCAAAUUCUACUAGGACAAAAAACUGAUAUCAGAACUGGAUAGAAGGAUAAUAAUGGGUACUGUUAGCAAGAGUUCAAAAUGGGAUUUCACUAAAGAUACUUAUGAAAAAUUAUUCGCUCAAAAUCUAAUUUAAAUAAACUAAAAAGCGUAGAAGGCUUAAAGUUUAAGCUCAAAAAAAUUUGUUUCCGGAGUCAUUCAUGCUGAUAAGAUAAACUCAUAUAAGAGAUAGUCAACUCAUUUUAUAGUUAAUCGCUAUGCCUUUGAAGAAGAACAUGAGGUAGUUUAAAAACAAAAUACUAAGAGAAAGUCAAUCUUCUUGCCUCGAGAAAGCAUUGGAAAAAUUGAUAUUGGACCACCAAUCAACAUUCAAGAUGAGAAACCAAGCUAUCUAACAAGUAGCUUAUCAUCAGAAGAAGAAGAAGUUAAAUCAAACAAAUCUGAUCGUCAUUCACCAAUAAGUACAGCAAGAGAACUUAACUCUGUAUAGAAAAAGCAGUUAAUAAAACAGUUUAGCAAAAAGUCUCAAUCAAUUGAUCAAUAAAAUACUAAGAAAAUUACUCCAAUUCAUGAAAAAGCAUUUAGCAUUGUAGACUCUUUAUCCUACAAAAUAAACUUUAAAACUUCAAAUAAGCCCUCUAAGCAAGCAGAUUCUGAUUAGGGAAAGGAUUACCAGGCAUAAGAUGAUGAAAGCAGUGCAGAUGUAUUUGAGGGAAAUACACCUAGUGAUGAUGAAAAUAUGAAUAACACGAACGAUAACAGACUUCCUCUCACUCAAGCUGAUUAGUAUGAUGAAGAAGCCCCUGUUUAUCAAUCUAAUCAAAACUGA
This is a messenger RNA of Stylonychia lemnae, 2424 nucleotides long. The record is from the annotation of a GenBank genome assembly. NCBI's taxonomy places the organism in Eukaryota, Ciliophora, Spirotrichea, Sporadotrichida, Oxytrichidae.